GGAGGGCACGGGGGGCUGUGUCAGCAGCCUUCACGUUCUUACAAGUGCACUCUUCGCGAUUAGUGUACUGAACAGUGUUUCUAACAUCUUCUCGUAAAAGGAGAAAGCUUCACAGCCUCAACCAUGAAGGAAAGCAGUCGCAGAGGGCAUGGAGCUGGAGAACCAUGAACAGCACGUGGUGCUGAGAGAGGACAACCGCCGCAGGCGCCGGAGGAUGAAGCCACGCAGCGCGGCGGCCAGCCUGUCCUCCAUGGAGCUCAUCCCCAUUGAGUUUGUGCUGCCCACCAGCCAGCGCAACACCAAGGCCCCCGAAACGGCGCUGCUGCACGUGGCUGGCCACGGCAACGUGGAGCAGAUGAAGGCCCAGGUGUGGCUGCGCGCACUGGAGACCAGCGUGGCCGCCGACUUCUACCACCGGCUCAGCCCCGACCACUUCCUCCUGCUCUACCAGAAGAAGGGGCAGUGGUACGAGAUCUACGACAAGUACCAGGUGGUGCAGACCCUGGACUGCCUGCGCUACUGGAAGGUGCUGCACCGGAGCCCCGGGCAGAUCCACGUGGUGCAGAGGCUCGCGCCCUCGGAGGAGACGCUGGCCUUCCAGCACCAGCUCACGGCCCUCAUUGGCUACGACGUCACCGACGUCAGCAACGUGCACGACGACGAGCUGGAGUUCACACGCCGCCGCCUGGUGAGCCCGCGCAUGGCUGAGGUGGCCGGCCGCGACACCAAGCUCUACGCCAUGCACCCCUGGGUGACGUCCAAGCCCCUCCCCGAGUACCUGCUGAAGAAGAUCACCAACAACUACAUCUUCAUUGUCAUUCAUCGCAGCACCACCAGCCAGACCAUCAAGGUCUCAGCCGAUGACACCCCGGGCACCAUCCUCCAGAGCUUCUUUACCAAGAUGGCCAAGAAGAAGUCCCUGAUGGAUAUCCCUGAAAGCCAGAACGAACAGGACUUUGUGCUGCGUGUCUGUGGCCGGGAUGAGUACCUGGUGGGUGAGACGCCCAUCAGAAACUUCCAGUGGGUGAGGCAGUGCCUCAAGAACGGGGAAGAGAUUCACCUGGUGCUUGACACUCCGCCGGACCCAGCCCUGGACGAGGUGAGGAAGGAAGAGUGGCCGCUGGUGGACGACUGCACGGGAGUCACCGGCUACCAUGAGCAGCUGACCAUCCACGGGAAGGACCACGAGAGCGUGUUCACCGUGUCCCUGUGGGACUGUGACCGCAAGUUCAGGGUAAAAAUCAGAGGCAUUGAUAUCCCCGUCCUGCCCCGGAACGCGGACCUCACGGUUUUUGUGGAGGCAAACAUCCAGUAUGGGCAGCAAGUCCUUUGCCAAAGGAGAACCAGCCCCAAACCCUUCACGGAGGAGGUGCUGUGGAAUGUGUGGCUUGAGUUCAGUAUCAAGAUCAAAGACUUACCCAAAGGGGCUCUGCUGAACCUCCAGAUCUACUGCGGCAAAGCUCCAGCUCUGUCUGGUAAGGCCUCUGCGGAGACUCCCAGUCCCGAGUCCAGAGGCAAAGCUCAGCUUCUGUAUUACGUGAACCUGCUGCUCAUAGACCACCGGUUCCUCCUGCGCCACGGGGAGUACGUGCUCCACAUGUGGCAGCUAUCCGGGAAGGCGGAAGACCAUGGCAGCAUCAAUGCUGACAAGCUCACGUCUGCCACCAACCCGGACAAGGAGAACUCAAUGUCCAUCUCCAUUCUUCUGGACAAUUACUGUCACCCCAUAGCCUUGCCUAAGCAUCGGCCCACCCCUGACCCGGAAGGGGACCGGGUUCGAGCAGAAAUGCCCAAUCAGCUUCGGAAGCAACUAGAGGCGAUCAUAGCCACUGAUCCCCUUAACCCUCUCACAGCCGAAGACAAAGAGUUGCUCUGGCAUUUCAGAUAUGAAAGUCUGAAGGAUCCCAAAGCGUAUCCUAAGCUCUUUAGCUCAGUGAAAUGGGGACAGCAAGAAAUUGUGGCCAAAACAUAUCAACUGUUAGCCAGAAGGGAGGUCUGGGAUCAAAGUGCUUUGGAUGUUGGAUUAACAAUGCAACUCCUGGACUGCAACUUUUCGGAUGAAAACGUAAGAGCCAUUGCAGUUCAGAAACUGGAGAGCUUGGAAGACGAUGACGUGCUACAUUACCUGCUGCAGCUGGUCCAGGCUGUGAAAUUUGAACCAUACCAUGACAGUGCCCUUGCCAGAUUUCUGCUGAAGCGUGGUUUAAGAAACAAACGAAUUGGUCACUUCUUAUUUUGGUUCUUGAGAAGUGAGAUCGCCCAGUCCAGACACUAUCAGCAGAGGUUUGCAGUGAUCCUGGAAGCCUAUCUGAGGGGCUGCGGCACGGCCAUGCUACACGACUUCACCCAGCAAGUCCAAGUAAUUGACAUGUUACAAAAGGUCACCAUGGAUAUUAAAUCGCUCUCUGCAGAAAAGUAUGACGUCAGUUCCCAAGUUAUUUCCCAACUUAAGCAAAAGCUUGAAAUCCUACAGAAUUUGAAUCUCCCCCAAAGCUUCAGAGUUCCAUAUGACCCUGGACUGAAAGCAGGAGCCCUGGUGAUUGAAAAAUGUAAAGUGAUGGCCUCCAAGAAAAAGCCCCUGUGGCUUGAGUUUAAAUGUGCCGACCCUACAGCUCUGUCAAAUGAAACAAUUGGAAUUAUCUUUAAACACGGCGACGAUCUGCGCCAGGACAUGCUGAUUUUACAGAUUCUACGAAUCAUGGAGUCCAUUUGGGAGACUGAAUCUUUGGAUCUGUGCCUCCUGCCAUAUGGUUGCAUUUCAACUGGCGACAAAAUAGGAAUGAUCGAGAUCGUGAAAGACGCCACGACGAUCGCCAAGAUUCAGCAAAGCACAGUGGGCAACACGGGCGCCUUUAAAGAUGAAGUGCUGAAUCACUGGCUCAAAGAGAAAUGCCCUAUUGAAGAAAAGUUUCAGGCAGCGGUGGAGAGAUUCGUUUAUUCCUGUGCUGGCUACUGUGUGGCAACCUUUGUUCUUGGAAUAGGUGACAGACACAAUGACAAUAUUAUGAUCUCAGAGACAGGAAAUCUGUUUCAUAUCGACUUUGGGCACAUUCUUGGGAAUUACAAAAGUUUCCUGGGCAUUAAUAAAGAGAGAGUACCAUUUGUGCUAACUCCAGACUUCCUGUUUGUGAUGGGGACUUCUGGAAAGAAGACGAGUCGACACUUCCAGAAAUUUCAGGAUGUCUGCGUCAAGGCUUACCUAGCCCUUCGUCAUCACACAAACCUACUGAUCAUCCUCUUCUCCAUGAUGUUGAUGACAGGAAUGCCCCAGUUAACCAGCAAAGAAGAUAUCGAAUACAUUCGGGACGCCCUGACAGUGGGGAAGAGCGAGGAGGAUGCUAAAAAGUAUUUUCUAGAUCAGAUUGAAGUUUGCAGAGACAAAGGAUGGACUGUGCAGUUUAACUGGUUCCUACAUCUUGUUCUUGGCAUCAAACAAGGGGAGAAACAUUCUGCCUAAUACUUUGGGCUAGAAUUUAAAAGCUUUAGAUCUGUACGGCGGUCAUCAAACUUGAUUUAAAAUGUCCUAGGACAUUAUGAAAGCUGCCACUUGAGAAAUAUAGCUCUUUCUCCAGCUGAACUCUUCACUGGAGAAAAAUAUUGGCACGUCUGAUUGUUUAGGUGAUGUUCAAUUUCAGCCUUAUUUGCAGGUUUGUUUUUUUCUCAUUUGUCUCCAUGAUGUUGGAGAACAUUCUAAGUUUAAACAGCCUAAUUCCUCCCUCAUUGUGGCUGAUGUUUUGACUAUCAUACUGUUGAGUACUUCUGGAAAUUCUUUAGAGUAAUUGGUAACAUCUCUUUUCAUCUGGGCUUCUUCUCAAUUUGGGUUAUCCUUGUGUUUCUCAAACUCUUUUCAGAAGAAAAAAAUAUGAUCAUUGUAACCUUUGUCUCAUUCCGUAAAUGACACUUCCGAACAGCCCCUCCAUGGCUGCAGAUGUUAGUGAUAUGCUAAAAGUAAGCAAAGCAAGCUAGUCUUUUCAGGGUCUUUUGUAGUUAGGUUCUCUUACCACUGAGACUCACAAACACAAAAUGGAACAUCUGAACCUUUGUGCCCUGGCCCUUCUCCGCUGGUCUGGUUCCAGGGUUAAGAAGAGCAAAAUUUGUCUCAACUCUGCCCACAGAGCAAACUUUCAAGUGCAAUUAUGAUAGCCUGCUCAGCACAGAAACAGGAAAUAACUAAAGGGACUCAUUUGGGGCCUUUAUAUUUCCCCCCCACACUGCCUCUCUUCUUCUUCACUUUCCACAUUCUCACAGCUCUUUAUGCAGAGUUGUGAAACCUUCAAGAAUACCUUUACCCUAGAACUCAAAAUUAGUUGAAAAGAAUUUCUCCUCUAGGGAUACUAGAAUUUUAGGUACUUAUUUGUAAAGAUGUUUGCUGGAGUUUUUAAAAAGUACAUUAUUAAAGGAGACAUUCCUGAAAUUAUGGAUGUUUCCAAAUGCCUUCAUUUCAAAUUUUGGUCUCAGCAGUUUUUUCUUUCUUUUUUAAUGGAAGAAGAUAUUUAAUACCUAAAACAGUUCUCCAAGUUAGGAAGAACACUACUUGCCCUAAGCAUCUUGCAGUUUAAAGGACUUUUACACUCCAACACAUUCUUCACAUUUUCUAAAAGUAAUUCAAAUGUCUUCUUUAAAAUCUAUUUUCAUCUCUUAAAUAUUUUCUAUUUAUUCGAAGUGUUAACAGAGAAAGAUCAUUAAAUUAUUUAUAAAAUAUCUUAAAAUGACCUAUAGUUAAUACUUGACCUAGAAAUAACUCUGUUAAUGGUGUCUAUGUUUUAAGUUUAAUGAGAUAUAAAUAUAUAUUUAAUUUUUAAGUUUUCUAAAUAGAUACCUGUUGGACUUUGGUGUAGCCCAAACCUUUCGAGUAUGCAAAAGCCCAGUGGUUCUUAACUCUGGCUGCAAAUCAGAAUUACCAGGGUUACUUUAAAAAUGUACCCUGCCUGAGCACCCACCUCAGCUUGUAAUCCAUUAGUUUGGGAUGAGGCCCAGACAUCAGUGUUCGCCUAAGUACUCCAGGUGAUUCUAAUAUGCAAGCAGGGUUCAAAAGCCCUGCACGACCCUUGAAGGUGCAGGUGACACUGCUUCCUUUUCUACUGAUCCUUUUCCCAGCUCCUAAGGUAUCCAGAAAAAGCUCCUCUUCCUUGACAACUCAUCCUUUUAAAAUUACACUUAUCACUCUGUACAGAGGACCAUGCCUGUAAUGAAAUAUUUAUUCCUCUGUGUUAAUGGAGAAUAGACAUUUUGUAGCAUUUUUAAACCAACUAUUCCCCACCAUUCUUUUUUUUUUUUUUUUUUUUUUUUUGCGGUACGCGGGCCUCUCACUGUUGUGGCCUCUCCCGUUGCGGAGCACAGGCUCCGGACGCGCAGGCUCAGCGGCCAUGGCUCACGGGCCCAGUCGCUCCGCGGCAUGUGGGGUCUUCCCGGACCGGGGCACGAACCCGUGUCCCCUGCAUCGGCAGGCGGACUCCCAACCACUGUGCCACCAGGGAAGCCCCCCACCAUUCUUUUGAAGAACAAAAAGAAUGAUGCUUUCUCAUUCAGAAGAGGAUGUUUCUUUGUUCUUAUAUAGCACAGUCAAGCUCAGACCUUGCACGAAUUCCACUUUUUAUUUGAAUUGCUCAAGAAAUCAUCUUAAUGACAGAAGAAUGACAGAGGAUUGUAUUUAUAUUUAACCUAUUGGUGCAUGUGUGUACAAAUUUGCUCUUCCAAAGAACAAGUUCUUUUGUUACGCUGUUUUGUAUAUAUAUGUGUCACAUUGGGGUUGAUUGUUCCAUAUUCCAGUGAAGGUACAAUUUUAACUCUGUAGACAUACAAAUAAACAAAAAUCACCUUUGUGUGCUUCCCCCAUCAUCCCCAAUGACCCACAACUUCUGUAUCUUUGAAAAUGUGGUAGAACCUGGGUCAUCUUGCUAUUGGGAGGAGAUGUUGGGGAACUGCGCCUACUCUAUCUUCAGUGCCAGAUGAAAACAGAGAUCACAAGUCAGAUGGUUCAGGUCAAAGCAGCUUAUAUGUGUAUCCAGGAUGGGUUACAUAAUUUGCAAACCCAGGGCAAAAUGAAAACACACGGGCCGUGGUUCACAAAUCAUUACAAAAUUCAAGACAGCAACAGCAGAGCACUAAACCUUCUGAGCGUGCGUCACUACCCAGCUCACAAGCCCAUGGAGCUGACACUGGGCACGUGUGAACAAUGGCUUUGGUGCUCAGCUUACAUUUAGACCACACCUGUGUGAGUGCAGGUUAACGUUCCAGAUCAAAAUGUUGCUUCUGCUCUAAUUGAAAUACCUCAUCUCUACGGCUGUACGUGAAGUCCUAAAACACAGGCCCAUGGCUUUGGAACUGGAACUAUGGCCACUAAAGGAAAGCAAAGGGGAUACUGUAGCCCUAGUCCCACAUGACUGUGUUUGACUGGCUUUGGUGAUUCUUCGGUGAGAGUAGGGGGAAGUGGAAACUGCAAUAAAAUAUAUCAACUCCUAGAGCAAACUCUUAAUUUUAAAAAAUUAACUUUGUUAAAUAUAUCAUUUACAAGAGUCGAAUUAUUUUUUAAAGAAAGGUUAGAUGUCGGAAUUCUGUACAAUUUGGAGGCUGUUAGUGCUAUAUAAAUGGAAAUUAGUUAUUUUUGGAAAUGAGUCUGAAAUAUAAUUUAGAAAGUAAGUUUCUGCAGCAAAUCCUGGCCUUUAUGUGGUAAGUGAGGCUCUCUUUGACUUGUGAGAUAAAUUGUCAAGUAUAUUUUACUAUGUAAAGAAAAAAGAAAUUUGGAUUUUUAAAGUUUCUGCUGUAUUAUUUUCUGUUUAAUCCAACCGAAUAAUUCCGGUCAUGAAAUCUGGUUCUAGUCUGGGUGCUUGUCUGCAUUUGCCAAAAACUCAUCUUCAGGACAGAUGCUGGGGAACUAAAGCACACACCUUAGCUUAAGUGAGCCCAGAGAGCUAGCCACUCCCUCUUCCGGACAGUCUCAUCCUCCCCACUUGCAUUUAUAUUUUCAUUGCAAAUUGUUAAAUGUAAAUUUAAAUAAAAGAAGGAAUCUGA
Molecule: messenger RNA, 7011 nt
Organism: Orcinus orca (killer whale)
Lineage: Eukaryota; Metazoa; Chordata; Mammalia; Artiodactyla; Delphinidae
Gene: PIK3CG
Product: phosphatidylinositol-4,5-bisphosphate 3-kinase catalytic subunit gamma
Exons: 11
Coding region: 149-3457 (1102 amino acids)
Biological process (GO): phosphatidylinositol-3-phosphate biosynthetic process; phosphatidylinositol 3-kinase/protein kinase B signal transduction; cell migration
Cellular component (GO): plasma membrane; cytoplasm; phosphatidylinositol 3-kinase complex, class IA
Molecular function (GO): 1-phosphatidylinositol-3-kinase activity; 1-phosphatidylinositol-4-phosphate 3-kinase activity
Source: RefSeq, a predicted model, not a curated record